This is a messenger RNA of Gekko japonicus, 657 nucleotides long. Its product is annotated as rho GTPase-activating protein 39-like. The transcript is spliced from 4 exons. Gene Ontology annotation, cellular component: cytoplasm. Gene Ontology annotation, molecular function: GTPase activator activity. NCBI's taxonomy places the organism in Eukaryota, Metazoa, Chordata, Lepidosauria, Squamata, Gekkonidae. The annotation marks the transcript as partial. Gene Ontology annotation, biological process: signal transduction. The record is from RefSeq and is a predicted model, not a curated record.
GGUCUCAAGAAGCCAAACAUUGAGGAGAUCCGCCACGCCAAGAACGCCGUCUUCAGCCCUUCGAUGUUCGGAAGCUCCUUGCAAGAGAUCAUGAACAUGCAGAAGGAGAGGUACCCCGACCGCCAGCUCCCGUGGGUGCAGACCCGGCUGUCGGAGGAAGUGUUGGCCCUCAACGGAGACCAGACGGAGGGCAUCUUCAGAGUCCCUGGAGACAUUGAUGAGGUCAACGCCCUCAAACUUCAGGUGGAUCAGUGGAAAAUCCCUACUGGCUUAGAAGACCCUCAUGUUCCCGCCUCCUUGCUGAAGCUCUGGUACCGGGAACUGGAGGAGCCUUUGAUCCCCCACGACUUCUACGAACAGUGCAUCACUCACUACGAGAACCCGGAAGCGGCCAUCGCUGUCGUCCACUCCCUGCCCAGGAUCAACAAAAUGGUGCUUUGCUACCUCAUCCGCUUUCUACAGGUGUUUGUGCAGCCGGCCAAUGUGGCCGUCACCAAGAUGGACGUCAACAACUUGGCCAUGGUGAUGGCCCCCAACUGCCUGCGCUGCCAGUCGGACGACCCGCGCAUCAUUUUCGAGAACACCCGCAAGGAAAUGUCCUUCAUCCGGGUGCUGAUCCAGCACCUGGACACAAGCUUCAUGGAGGGGGUCCUAUAG